Anopheles funestus (African malaria mosquito) is the source of this 1032-nucleotide messenger RNA. RefSeq names its product metaxin-2. NCBI's taxonomy places the organism in Eukaryota, Metazoa, Arthropoda, Insecta, Diptera, Culicidae. Gene Ontology annotation, biological process: mitochondrion organization. Gene Ontology annotation, cellular component: SAM complex. Bases 135 to 947 code for a protein of 270 amino acids. The record is from RefSeq and is a predicted model, not a curated record. The transcript is spliced from 3 exons.
UUGUGAUUUCGUCAUUCUUCAGCUGCAGGCACGGGAAUAGAUAAUUUUACAUAACAAGUGGACUAUUGUUUAUUUUAUAUUGUUUGCUGUAGUGUCGGUCAAGUGCUGAAACACACCCUUACCUCUCACACGCAAUGGCAUCGACAAUAGAAAAUUUUUACAAGAAAACAACCACUGCAGGCAUGAAGGAUUGGCCACGGGACGCCGUUCUGUACCAACCGUACGAAGAAGAACAGAUUCUGCUUGCCGAAAAUGCUAGCUGUCUGGCGGUACGAACCUAUCUAAAAAUGCUAAACCUUCCCGUGGCCCUGCAGCAACGGGCGAACGCCGAAUUCAUCUCGCCCGGCGGCAAACGGACCAAGCUGCCCGUGCUGCGGGUGGAAAACUUCAUAUACGCCGAGUUUGAUCACAUCGUGACGUUUGUGGAGCAAAAUUUUAACAAAUCGCUCAACGCACUCCUUUCCCCAGACGAGAAAGAUUUGAUGCGUUCGCUCAUCUGCCUGGCGGAGCACAUCUUUACCAAUGCCGAGCAGUACAUUAGCUGGAUUGAUGCAGAUGUACGCGAUACGGUUACGAAGAAACGCAACGGAUGCGUGUUUCCGUUUCCACUGAACUACGUGCAAAACUGGCGCAAGGAGAGUGCCGUAAAGCGGCAGCUACGUAUGGCCGAUUAUUUGAACGUAAACCUGGAGAAGGUUAUUGCGGAUGUGGAUCAUCUGUGUCAGGAUUUGAGCGAACGGUUGGGCGAUAAACAGUAUUUCUUCGGCAACAACCCCACGGAAUUGGAUGCACUCGUGUUUGGACAUCUGUAUAGCAUUUUCACCAUGAAGCUGCCUAACAACGUGCUCGCAUUAACAAUCCACAAGUACAGCAAUUUGAAUCAAUUCUGUUUAAACAUCGACGUGGCUUACUUCACAGCGAAGGAAAAGGGCAAGGGAAUGAAUUAGCUUCGCAACGAGGUGCUUUGCAGUUUGCAAAUAUAUACACGUGCGUAAUAUUCUGAGUGUACUGCCUGGAGUUGUGUUUGGCAGU